ACGAGGAAAACAGCUUCUACCCGGUGCUACUUCUUUCAGCGCAUUACCAAAUACGGUAGUCUGAUGUAAACGAUCUGCCUGUGUGUUUGAUUGCUACUGUACUACUCAGGAGCACCGAGAAAACAAUUACAAAAAAACUAAAACUAGAGAAUGGUUCAUUUCUCAACCCAUGUAUCACUGCAUUGUACUUUUCUAAUUCUGUACUAUCAGACUUGCCAAGCAUUGAGGACCUGCGGGGAUAUAACAUGUGAAGAAAACCAGGGAUGCUGUGUGUUUGGGAAUACCACCAGCCCACAGAUCAGAUGCUGCAAACAGCCUUUACACACUUUCAUUGACAGCGUUGCCUGGAUAACGAGGAAAUUAUCCGGGAUUUUAAUCCUCUUGCUUUUAUUUGCUAUGGGUUAUUUCGUGCAGAGGAUAAUUUGCCCAAGACCCCGAAGACACCAGGACAGACCAGAUGACCCAUCUUUAUUAAACGGUCACACCACUGCUUCUCAGGAUUUUCUGAUCGACCGAUUCCCAGAGCUCCAUGCUGGAUACUUCAUUUCCCCUGUCCUGCAACUACCGGCGUAUGAUGAAGUGAAAUAUCUUCCUACAUAUGAGGAAACAAUGCAGGUGGACAGAGACCGCUCGGAUGAUGAUUUGCUAGUUUCUGCAGAGCUUAAUGUGCCGGUACCGGCAGAGCAAAGGGAAGAAAGCUUGUACACUUCCAGUGCCAUCAGAACUUCCUGGAGCUCGGUUUAAGUGCAUUUUUUUUUUUAAAACAUAAUUUAAAACACAUAUAAAAAAAAAAUUGAAAUUACGCAAUAUGUAAUGGACAUUUGUUUAAGGGAUGCUGUGGCACGCCUGUUUAAAGCUGAUGUUUAUAAAGACUUUGAUCGGUUCUGUAUCAUUUAUUUCAGUGCAUAACAGGCAUCUUAUGCGCAGAUAAACUAUCAAAUAAAUUAUUGGAUGACAAUUUGCAUUGCUGCACAAAAUCAUUUAUUCUCUUACUCUGAUUGCUAUUUUAAUGAUUUGUCAUGGGUGUAAAACACACUACAACAUGCAUCU
This is a messenger RNA of Acipenser ruthenus (sterlet), 1050 nucleotides long. RefSeq lists its product as uncharacterized. NCBI's taxonomy places the organism in Eukaryota, Metazoa, Chordata, Actinopteri, Acipenseriformes, Acipenseridae. The transcript has a single exon. The coding region runs from base 151 to 744 and encodes 197 amino acids. The record is from RefSeq and is a predicted model, not a curated record.